This is a messenger RNA of Miniopterus natalensis, 3305 nucleotides long. The record is from RefSeq and is a predicted model, not a curated record. Lineage: Eukaryota; Metazoa; Chordata; Mammalia; Chiroptera; Miniopteridae.
ACGAGGCACCCCCUGAUGGUCAUUUUGGUCUUGUUUUUAGCUGUGGUAUCCGUGGAUGGGCGGCCUGUGAGACUCCAGCUGUGCGACACCGCGGGACAGGAUGAGUUUGACAGACUGAGGCCCCUGUGCUACACCAACACGGACAUCUUCCUGCUGUGCUUCAGCGUGGUCAGCCCCUCGUCCUUCCAGAACGUCACCGAGAAGUGGGUGCCCGAGAUCCGGUGCCACUGCCCCAAAGCCCCCAUCAUCCUCGUGGGAACUCAGUCGGAUCUCAGAGAAGAUGUCAAGGUCCUCAUCGAGCUGGACAAGUGCAAGGAGAAACCGGUGCCUGAAGACGCGGCGAAGUUGUGUGCGGAGGAGAUCAAAGCCGCCUCCUACAUCGAGUGCUCGGCCUUGACUCAGAAAAACCUCAAAGAGGUCUUUGACGCGGCCAUCGUCGCCGGCAUUCAAUACUCGGACACGCAGCAACAGCCAAAGAAAUCCAAAAGCAGGACUCCAGACAAAAUGAAAAACCUCUCCAAGUCCUGGUGGAAGAAGUAUUGCUGUUUCGUAUGAUGCUGGCAAGAAACCCAGAGAGACCUUUCAAAUGAAAUCGAUAUUAGAGGCUAUAUUAGCUGCAAAGACUCCUUUUACUGUGUGCGACCUGUGUAGAGGAUGCGUGUGCUUGUUCUAGGAGGGCUUCUCUCCUCCUUACGUAUUCUUUCCUGCCUUUGAUUCUCUUGGUUUUUGUCUGAGCUUAGGGAUGACUCACGCAAUGUAUGUUUGAAGUAAGUUAAGCAUUUUUCAGAACUUGCGGCAAUUUUGCUGCGUUGUGACGCGCAGAAGGAAAUGGUGUGGUCCCCCGUCCCUUGAUCGAGGGCUACCCCACGCACAGCGCAUUGUACGCAGGCCAGCUCCGGUGAUAGCAAGUCCCAGCUUUGAAACUCCUUAGAUGUUAUACUUUUUUCAAGGAGCAAAAGUCAAAGAAAAUGGGAGACUACUGUCUGCAAAGCCUCAAACCUCUUGCUAUGCUAAUGUUCAGUUGCUUAAGAUUUAAAAACAACCAACACAACCAUCCCACUAACUCUGUAGCACUGUGUAGGCCAAAAAGGAAGAAUUGUUUAGUGGGAUUUUUCAUGCUUCCACGUUUGUGUUGAUGUUGUGUAAACGGAGCCCAGACGUCACGUGGACCGAAGUGAGUGUUAGUCAGGAACACUUACGUCUUCUUUAGGGUGUGAUUCAUCUUGGGAUCAGGAUGUGACAUUAGCUGUUAGCACACACGCACCGAGCUGCCUAAGUCCCUGGCUGGGGGAGCUCGAGGGAGCACCUGUCUGAAUUGAUUUUUAACUUCCAUGCUUAACCUGUCCCGUCUGCAGGGAUGUGAACGCCCUUGACAGGCCUGCAGCAGAUGUUUGUGGGACACAAGAUGUACUUUUUUCGUUUAAGUCAGCCAAACAUACGUGCACACACGCACACGUGCACACACACGCACACACGUAGGUCUGCAUGGCUGCAUUCGUGCUGAUUCAGAUGCAGAAACAGUGAAUGGGAAAAAGCGUGGCCACAAAAGCAGAUCGAGGGAAGUGUGGUUUCCUCUUUUAGUUAACACUUUUGAACAGAUCUCUUUUUUAUUAUACCCCAGAUGUGAUUUUAAGGGUACCUUAACACAUUUUUGAGACCAUCUUAAAACACGAACACCUCUCAAAGCCUGUUCUAAACUCUCUUAAACCAACCAGUUGGAUCCUAAGUCUUUCAGGGAAAUGACAGCCCCGAGCAGCGCUGUGUAUCAGAUGGGUCGGGGUGUCUGCUGUGACCCCCAGGAGCAGGGUGCGUGCGGGGACUACAGCUUCCUCCCUCAGCUGCAUCCUCCCUCUUAGGCAGUUAGAAACAUCUCUAUUCUUCAGGGUGGCAGUUUUUAGGGCUUAAUUUUCUGGAGGAUAAUGUUGCCCCGCCGGGAGAGUAGGCUCACCCUUCGAUGGGGAAGCUUCUGAGAUGCCGAAAGCUAUCCUCAUGCAUCAAAUCGUAACGUCAGCCUCGUGGUGGCCGAAGCAGAUUUACCCAAAUCAGUUGAACGGGAAAUCUCUGUAGAGACAGCGAAUAGCAGAGUUUUACCUUCGGGUCCUGUGCUGUGUUCUUUACGUUUAAAAAAAAAAGUAAAAGAUUAGGUUAUACUUUAGGCUAGGGGCUUCUUUGAUUUCUGUUAGUAAAUAAAAUUAACGAACUUCUUUGUUUAAAUACUAAAAUACGUAGGCUGUUUAUUUAUUUUUCAAUACAUUAAAGCUGAUAUCAUAAUUUCCUAAAGUGUUUAGAUAUUAGCUGAAUGAAUAAAAUUACUGUGCUUGUGGAAAUGCCCCAAGCAGGCCUAAUGGAGCGCAGUGUAAGCUUGUGUGCCUGGCUCACCUGUCUGUGGGAAGCCAGCUCCCCACACCAGGCUCUGCCUGCCUGGGGGUGUGGAGAUGUGGGGGGCGGGGGAAGUUAUUUGACUGGUAGGUAAUUUUAAACAGUAUUUUGUAUUUAAGCAAAUGGACUCCAAUGCAAAUUAAUUUUAAGAUAGAACACAAAACUGGAAAGAAGUUUCAUGCAUAUGAUAGCAUGGGGGCCCACUCUUGGUCCCCCUGGGAGGGGCCUUCGGCACCCUCCGCCUUUAGGGCCACUGGUGGGAAGUGGUUACUAAAGAUCACCUGUGUGGCCCAGUUCUGAGAGCUUUAUACUCAAGUGGUUUAUUUUGAACCCACAUCGAUACAACCUGUGCCAUUAGUGCUAAAAAUCUACAGGAUUGACAUCGAAAUGCAACAGUUUUAACACAUUGCUUCAUUCUCUAGAACACCAAGGGGAUGACUGACCGUACUCGAGGGGUUCCUCCAUUUUUAUUUCUUUGUGAAAAUAGAGAUUUGGACAGAACAUUUUAAAGUGUGUGCUUGAGUUCAAUAUAAAGUUGAAUAUCCUUCAAACCGCGCACGUUGUUAAACUUGAGGCUUGGCUCCGCACAGAUUUUACGAGGGUCGUGCUUCAGAAAAUGCCACUUGAGCUGAUCUCUCCCAUCCAGGUGGCCAAAGUUUAAAAAGACAGUCUUCCCCGGCUGUUCCAUCUCUGUACCAUGCGUGUGGAAAUGAACCUGCUGUGAUGUUCCCCGGCUUGAGAGAACCCCCAGGGAUUGCACAGCCCAACGCGAGGGCAAGGGCUCCUCCCCAGACUGUCGUCACCUGGUGCCUUACCAGCAGCGUGUCCCUUCACGGGUCAAGUGUAUCGACGGUGAGCAGAGCUGUCCUCGCAGAGGCUCUGAGCGACGCUGUACGAAAUAAACGCUGACCUGUGCAUAGACCUGA